This is a messenger RNA of Zonotrichia leucophrys gambelii, 959 nucleotides long. RefSeq names its product mitochondrial ribosomal protein L27 (gene MRPL27). The record is from RefSeq and is a predicted model, not a curated record. Gene Ontology annotation, biological process: translation. Gene Ontology annotation, cellular component: mitochondrial large ribosomal subunit; ribosome. The transcript has 4 exons. Bases 107 to 526 code for a protein of 139 amino acids. Gene Ontology annotation, molecular function: structural constituent of ribosome. NCBI's taxonomy places the organism in Eukaryota, Metazoa, Chordata, Aves, Passeriformes, Passerellidae.
GUCCGAACGCUAGCGAGAGCGCGCGCUCGGACCAAUCGCCGCCCAGCGAGUGCGCGUGCGCGCCGCCUUGCCAGCGGGCGGAGGCGGGGGAAGCGGCGCUAUCAAGAUGGCGGCGCUGGGACGGCUGUUUCUAACCACUCACCAGCCAAGCCUGGUUGCUGUCAGAUGGGCUUCUAAGAAAAGUGGGGGCAGCUCGAAAAACCUGGGUGGCCGCAGCCCAGGGAAACGCUAUGGCUUCAAGAAAACCGAAGGUGCCUUUGUCCACGCAGGGAACAUUCUGGCCACGCAGCGGUUGAUCCGCUGGCACCCCGGCGCCCACGUGGGGAUGGGCCGGAACAAGACCCUCUAUGCCCUGGAGGAUGGCAUUGUGAGAUACACCAAGGAGGUCUAUGUGCCCCCACCCCGCAGCAGCGAGAGCAGGGAUGUGAUCUGCCAGCUGCCCAAAGGAGCAGUCCUUUAUAAAACUUUUAUCAGUGUUGUCCCCACCACAGAGGUAGGAAGCUUCAAACUCGUCAACAUGCUGUGAACCUGCAGUGUCACCUGGGCAUGGAUGGAAAGGACAGACCACUACAGCUAUACUGGCAUCUGAGGACAAGAGUGGCUCUGAAGGAUUUGGUUUUGUUCCUGAAGUGCCUGUGAUCUGUGUUCAGGCACUGAGAUCACCUGCUGGCAUUUUUAUGAGUGUUUAAUAAAUGCUGUGGGGCAGCUGAAGGUCUUGGCUGCUCAUGGAAUGUAUUACCUUGGUCAUGUAGUAUCUGGAGAGCCUGGUCUGUUGUGCCAUUGGAUGAAUUCCCUCUACAAUCACUCUUGUGUUAGUACUUGUCCUGCUAAUAAUUCCCUCUAUUUUUGCUCAUUUUUAGUCAUUACUGUUCUAUUUGUACCUUAAUUCACAAUACUACAGAACAGAUUUCCACAUGCACCGAUGCUGUGUACCUGGAAGCUGGAAUUUUUUGCUCUAG